UUGCUGCAAAUUUUCCGACCGGAAGGCAGGGCGCGGGCGUGAGAUGAAAACCUUACCCGAACGUGAAAAUACUCUAUUUUCCCAUCUAGACUCUAAUAACAUUGGGGCAAAAUGAUCGAGUGAUUGCAAAUGUGUGCGUGCGCGGUGUUCGUGUGUUAGUGAAUGAUGUUUUUGAAGAAAUAUGUAACGAUAUACGCACUGCUGAUAAUCGGUCUACUGGACGGCGCUAAAACUAAGCGGAGCUAUUCUGACCAAUCCGUACGAGGUUAUGUCACAGAGAGGACAUGCUGGUGGAACGAAGUGUGCAAGGAGGAGUUUCAGACUCUGUUCCGGUGUAAGUGUCCGUCGUGGUCGUACUGCCGCAGCCCCGGCCGCUACUACAACGCCGUCUGCUCCAUGACCGAGACUGGGUACAUCUGGGAUCAACCCAACUCGGAGUUCAAGGCGGGAGAAUGAAGAAACGGAUCAACAUAAAGAAAUAUUUACUCAAUAAGAUGCACAAGAUUAACUGUUCAGUCAGAAGAAGCCUGCACUUGAACCCAUACGUCAUAUUCUCGUAGCUUUUCACACAGUCGAAUCUCCAAACGUGCCAGCUAUCAACGAUUCUAAUUUGAGACUGAGUAUUUCGUUAGAGGAAAGAAAUGAAAUUUCGCCAUCUAUUUUCGUAUUUGCAAAAUUGAAGAACAUCCAUGUGGCGCAUUUUUUGACCAAUUUUGUUCGGAAGAGUAUUGUUAUGUGAAAAUAAAUGUAACUAUGUUUAGCUA
Plutella xylostella (diamondback moth) is the source of this 764-nucleotide messenger RNA. RefSeq lists its product as uncharacterized. Lineage: Eukaryota; Metazoa; Arthropoda; Insecta; Lepidoptera; Plutellidae. The record is from RefSeq and is a predicted model, not a curated record.